GUCAAACUGUUUCGUCGUCGGUCCAGUCAACAAUUCAACAUUGCUUGUUUUUAAGUUUUGUGCAGUAGUUUAAUUCUUCGCGACAUUCUUAAAUGAAUCUCCCUGCUGCAGCGGUCAAAUAUGAUUGAUUUGGUUUAAAAUCUGUGUUUAAUAUGUACAAUCACUCAGUUCUAGACCAGUUUAUUACCUAUCUUUGUGUGAAUAACAGCAGAAUGGAUUGCACUGAUGUGUGAACCAGUGAACAGAUGACUUACAUCCAUAUGUUUCAAUUCUCCAGGCAUGUUUUCUCCGAGUUUAUCAAUAUAAACGGUGUUACGACUUGGUCGAGGGUGAUUUUAAUGCAAGGAAGAAAAUUAGAAAAAAUAUUCAGAUGAAUAAAAAUGUCAACAGAAGGAAGUGGCGAGACCCCCUCCGUAGUGCCAAGUUUGCCCGGGGCUCCGGAGCAGACGUACUUAUUUCCAAAGACAAAGGGACACUCAAGAUCGGUCAGUCAUGGGGGGACACCGAUGCUGGCUGGGAAUCCGGCGGCGGUGCGCCCUCUCAAGUCUGCUUUGCGAGGGCACCAGCGCGCGCUGUCGCACGGCCAAAUCGUGGAAGGCGCGCGUUCGGCCUCAGGUCAAGGACACAGCCGCACCGGUAGUCGCACUGACUUCAUUCUCCCGCCCGGACACCGUGAUCCAGCACCUGCCAGCACCCAACCUCGCAUGAGCUCGGUGCGGGCACAUCAUUCUCGUCAAGCCUCCCGUUCUGACUCCAUUUAUACAAUACGGCGGAACUCUUCAGUGGGAGUGUGGCAUCGCACAUUGACCUGGUUUCUAAGGCGGCAACCCACCUCUGUUGAUAACCGAUUGCUCAUUGUGACUCCCAACCAUUUAGUGCCUGAAAAAACUCCUCCAAAGGAACAUCCAAAUGGACAACGAUGUGACAACAAAAUUAGGACUACAAAAUACACAUUUCUGUCAUUUUUACCAAAGAACUUGUUCGAGCAGUUUCACCGGAUUGCCAAUGUGUACUUCAUUUUCAUAGUGUUAUUAAACUGGGUGCCUCAAAUCAGUGCAUUUGGCAAGGAAAUUUCCAUGAUGCCAGUGUUGUUUGUGCUCACGGUCACCGCCAUCAAGGAUCUGUUUGAGGACCGCAGAAGGCAUCUCUCUGACAAGAGGAUCAACAACUCCUUCUGUAGAGUAUAUAAAAAAUCAAUAGAAAGAUAUAUGAAAGUGAAAUGGCGGGACGUGCGCGUGGGGGACAUCAUCCACCUGUCCAACAACGAGGCCGUGCCGGCCGACAUGGUGCUACUGCACACCUCCAACCCCAUGGGCGUGUGCUACCUGGACACGUGCAACCUGGACGGGGAGACCAACCUCAAGCAAAGGCUAGUCGUGCCCGCCCUCAAGCGAUAUCACAAUCAGUUCAAUCCCACAAAAUUCAUCAGUAUAAUCGAAGUUGACCGGCCAUCGACGAAAAUUUAUAGAUUUUCGGGUACGAUAUCGAAUCCGAACGGGACUCGAAUACCGCUCGACUCAGAUAAUUUACUUUUAAGAGAGUGCACCAUCAAGAAUACAGAUUUUGUGGAAGGCAUAGUCGUGUACGCGGGCCACGAAACAAAAGCGAUGCUCAACAACGGAGGGCCCCGAUACAAAUGUUCUACCCUUGAAAGAAAGAUGAACACAGACGUGAUUUGGUGCAUCUUAGUAUUACUGUUCCUGUGUUGCGCCGGCGCCGUCGGCUGCAAGCUAUGGCUAGACCAGUACUAUAAGCAGAGCGACGCGAAGAGCUACGAGAAUAUACCUUUCUUGCCCACUUCUGACAAGCCUGCGUACGAGGGCUUGCUUAUAUUUUGGACUUACAUAAUAAUACUCCAAGUGAUGAUACCCGUGUCCUUAUAUGUUACUAUAGAGAUGGCGAAGCUUGUCCAGGUGUACCAUAUCCACCAAGAUGUCGAGAUGUACGACCCGACCACGAACAGGCGGGUAGAAUGUCGAGCGUUGAACAUUACGGAAGAGUUGGGGCAGAUUCAGUACUUGUUCAGUGACAAGACGGGAACGUUGACUGAAAAUAAGAUGGUGUUCAGGAGGUGUUGUGUGGGCGGCGUGGACUAUGACCACCCACCGGGUCCGCCUGCGGAACCUUCUUCCAGCCUGCCACCUAUUGUUCAUCCCGUAACUAAAGUAUCACCGAAUUCGAGAAUGGUUCAGCACUUAGCAGACAGUAAUGAUGCUCAACAUACACAAAAUGUUCGCGAAUUCAUGCUGGUCCUCGCAACGUGCAACACGGUGAUGGUGAACCAGCCGCAUUUCGACCCCACCGUAGUCAACUCAUGCCACUCCACCCGCUCGGGAGAAGAGUUGUUCAUGGACAGGCAUAAAGCGAACGGGACCUCGCGCACCACCUCCAACGACAAAUAUUCACGCUUGGCGGAGUCGCGGUCGACGACCCCGUCGCCGCCGCCGACCUCGGUGUCGCCGCUCCGUAUUCGCUUGCCGCGCCUGCGCCGCGACCGCGACGACGCCAGCUGCAGCACCGACAACGACAUGCAGGUCAUACGGUACGAAGCCGAGAGCCCGGACGAACUGGCGCUGGCCGAGGCGGCGCUCGCGUACGGCUACGAGCUUCGUUCGCGAACGCCCGACGAAGUGGAAGUGGCCGUGCGCGGCGAACUCACGCGGUUCAAAGUGCUGCGAGUGCAACAGUUCGAUGCCAAUAGGAAGUGCAUGUCUGUGGCUAUGCGGAUUAACGAUCAGGUGGUGAUAUUCGUGAAAGGGGCAGACUCGACAGUGCUGAGCGCACUGGCGCCGAUGCGCGCGGGGUCGGCGGAGGCGGCCGCUCUAGAGAGGACCCGGUCGCUGAUCACGGAGUACUCGCGCGCGGGCCUGCGUUCGCUGGUCAUGGCCAAGCGCGCCAUGCCCCCCGCCUUGUGGGAGGAGUGGCUCGCCUCGCACAACCGCGCCAUGGACAUCUCUGAAGGUCGUGAAAAGCGUAUCCGGGAAUCGUUAGGUCGUCUUGAGAGUGGUUUGACACUGAUUGGUGCGACGGGGGUCGAAGACAAGCUGCAGGAGGCCGUGCCCCGCACUAUACGCGCGUUGUUGGACGCCGGGAUCGUGGUCUGGGUGCUCACUGGAGACAAGCCCGAGACGGCGAUCAAUAUCGCGUAUUCCGCUGCGCUGUUCUCGCAGAAUGAUCGGUUGCUGCAUCUCAUGUCUAGGAAUAAGGAGCACGCGGAGUCAACAAUCAAGAGUUAUUUGGAAGCGAACGUGAGCGAGAUGUUGGCUGGGCGGGCGCUGGUGGUGGACGGUCGCACCCUCACCUACAUCCUGGACCGGCGCUCCGGCUUGGUGGCGCCCUUCCUGUCUCUGGCGCGACGCUGCUCCGCCGUGCUGUGUUGCCGCGCCACGCCGCUGCAGAAAGCAUACAUCGUCAAAGCAGUGAAAGAAGAGCUAAGCGUAAGGACUCUUGCGAUCGGCGACGGCGCCAACGACGUCUCCAUGAUACAAACAGCCGAUGUAGGAAUCGGAUUGUCCGGGCAAGAAGGCAUGCAAGCAGUGAUGGCUUCAGACUUCGCGCUGUCGAGGUUCAAGUACAUAGAGCGAAUGCUGUUAGUGCACGGUCAUUGGUGCUACGACCGCCUGGCCAGGAUGAUCAUCUACUUCUUCUUGAAGAAUGCCACAUUUGUGUUCCUGGUGUUCUGGUACCAGUUCUACUGUGGCUUUUCGGCCAACGUGAUGAUAGACCAGAUGCACCUCAUGCUGUACAACCUCAUGUUCACCGCCUGGCCGCCGAUCGUUAUUGGCGCUUACGACCGCGUGGCGCCCGCGUCGCUGCUCAUCGAGCGCCCGGGACUCUACAGCGCCUCCCGCCGCGGCCUCACCUACCAGAACCACUCCUUCUGGGUGACGCUGGCCGAGUGCAUUUACAUCAGCCUCGUGAUCUUCUUCACCGCGGCCCUCGCGUACAGAGACACUGACGCGGACAUGUGGCACUUUGGUACCUGUACUAUGACUGCGUGUCUCACUAUCAUGCUGCUGUUUGUCGCUGUCGAGACCAGGAGUUGGACGAUAAUCCACGUGGUGGCGCUGACCGGGUCGCUGCUAUCCUUCUUCGUGAUGACCCUCAUCUUCCAGAACUUAUGUGUGGUGUGCUUCAACAUGCCCUCGACCUUCAGGGUGCUGCUGCACGCGAUGCAGGACCCCAUCUACUGGCUCGUGGUCAUCCUCUCCACUGUCCUGGCGCUCGCGCCGAGAUUGGCGUCGCACGCGAUCCGCAACUCUGUGCGGCCGGGGUCGCUGGGCCGCGCGGUGAUCUCGCGCAAGCGCCGCAAGCGGCGGCUGCCCUACUCCGCGCACUACCGCACUGAGCCCGGCGCCGCACACGUCUACAGAUCCACGGACGAGGACGGUCUGCAGAAGCCAGUGCCUGAGGUGGCCGCCAUCACGUGACCGCUGCUACCUCCACUCGUAUGUUUAACUAGGCUGUGAUCUGUCAUACAACUAUAUACUAUUAUGUGCUUUGUACCACUAGAGGGACCAACGACCCGCCGCGGUCACUGACCUGAAUAAUUGUAAGUCUGCGAUCUACUAGAUCGCGCCAUUCCGUAUGUCGGAUGUUUGAAUUAUUUAAUAAUUUAUUUACGUUCAAUAUAUCUUAGUUUGAAACGUAGGGAUGCCCUACAAGUGUUCAUAGCGACGUGAAACGUGACUUUUUAUAUCAGUGAGAUGAUUGUGCAAUGUGACUGGUGAAAAUUUUAUAAUCUGACCACGACUCAGAUUUGGGCCAAGUAUGUUGAUGUUACGAGAAUAUUUAAGGCAAAUUCUCAUUAACAAUAUUCUCGUAAAUUUUUGUCUUUUUUAAAAAGUAUUAUAAUUUAGACAUUACUACUCAGAAAUAAAUAUGGCGGAUUCCGUAUCGAUUUAUUGAUCGAAGUUGAGAAUAGGUAUUAUUUAAAUGUACCGUCUGUUUUUCCCGUUAAAUCGUUCCGCUUUCUUUUAAUCGAAUCUAGUCUUUUGGGUUUAGGACGCGACCUACGGAGUAUUUAGGUCUGGCGACGCAUCGAUGUUGUGUAAGUCUAAUCAGUAUUUUAGUCAACGCGAGUAGAUUUCCAGAAGUUUCUAUAUGGUCUUUUCAUCCGAAGCCUCAUGAUAUCAUCAAUCAAUAAUAGACACUAUAAAUAAAUAAUAUACAGCUGAAUUUAGCGUGAUCCAAUAUGACAAUUCUAUUGUAUGAUAUCGUGUACGCUUUGGAAGAGGGCCAAUGUCAAUCGAAUACUGAGUAUUAAAAUUAAGAAUUUAAGCUUACUUUUUUAUCUCCCUGUUGACUAGUAUUCCAAUUAUUUUCAUCAUCGUUCAAUGUGAAGAGGCAAAUAAUAUAUAAAUAAUUAAAUUUACAUUUAUAGUAAUAACGAAAUAGAGAUUAGUUUUCGUUCUGUUAACAUAAUUCCACUUCUAUAUACUUGUGUGUGUCUGUGAGUUUCCAAUGAAAAGUGAAAUAGCUGAAUUAAAUUAAUUUUCGACCAAUUAAGAUUAUUUUCAAAUGCAUGUGUCGUGUUAGUAACUGAGUAAUUAUUUUGUACUUAUUUCAAUUUAACGACACUAAAUUAAGAUUGUGUAUCUGUGUACGUUGGGAUACCUUUAUAUUAAUUCAGGAAUCAAACGACAAAUAAUCAUUAAAUAAAAAUAAAGUAUUCUAUUAAAAAAAACUAUUGAAAUUUACGUUAUUAAAACAUUAUAGCCUGAAUUAAUUAGUGGUGUGCCAACAGUGUACAAAUAUACCUAGAGUAUGUAGACUGUGUGAUGUGUUGGCUUCCUUCUAUCGUGUAAUGUAGUAGUAAUAUAACGACCUGCCUUGCCCGAGACUGCGUGAGCGGACACCGGCGGACACGGGACUCGCCCGAGCAUCGAAUAUCAUUGAAGACUCAAUCGCUGCGAUUUUUUAAAUUUAAAAUACGCCUUAUGCCCCAAGACGCCCCAAUUUUUUAAAUACUAGAAUUCCUAACACCGUUUUUCAGUGAGAUUACCACGAGUUUUUGCUACGACGAAAUCGUGUCGACUAAGUCAAAAAUUAUAUGGCAAAUUAAGUUAUACGUGCAAUAGAGCUUUCUUUUUCAUUUGAAUUUUAUCGAUCGCGAUCCGAUUACAGGCGUGAGCUUUUUUCCCACGGAAACGAGUAAUAGUAUAGCAGCACUAGCUGAAGCGAAGGGUCGAUUGUAUGUAUAUAAAGACCCUGAAAUCAAACUCCCGAGUCCAAAAGUAGAAGUUUUUAUAGUCUUAUCGAAGCAUUCUACUAAAAUGUUAUUCAGUAGUAUUGCAAUUGUCGUUUAGAAUUUGCAGCCAACUAGAUAAGAAAGAACUGCAUUGUAUUAGCAACGCUACUAUUGUUUUAGCAUAAAUCAUGUGCAGUCCAUACCAAGCAUUAAGAUAUGCCAGUAAUUAUUAUUAUAGUAUUAUUUAUCGUCCUCAUUAGUUAUCGUUUUCCUGCGAUAACUAUUGGCGUUUUAUGAAGUUUUUUCUUUCUUACUGAUUUGUUUUACUUGUAGUAUUGCGAUUUCGAAUACUAUUUGUAUUGUAUUAUAUUUUUUAGAUCCUUUCAAUAAAGGAAAUUCGCAGAAAUUUCGAUUAAGCUCUGAAGUAUAUAUAUCAUAAUGAAUAUAUAAAUAUAUUGUAUAGGUAGUUUGACAUAGCUGUAGGAGCGGUGAUUGCUCGUAACCCGAAGUGCCUUGUUUGUCCGCGGGCGAAGUCGCGUGUCCAACAAAUGUCUGCCUCACCUAAUGAUUCCUAAAAGAUUUUACUAUUUUACUAUUGUUUGUACAUAAAUACAAAUUAUAUAUUUCUAUAUAGACGAUGAUGUUAUAUGUACAGUAGCAUAUUUUCGUAUAAAACAAAUCUUUGUGUAAAUAAUUUGUAUGUUCUAAGACUGUUGUUCAUUUUAGAGCUUUUAAUUUGUUCAGUUAUUUUAAAUUUAUAGGUUAUUGUGAUAUAACAUGUAUUUUCCAGUCAUUUUAUCUAUGCUGGCAUCUGGCGGAUCAUGUAAAUCUUUUAAAUUUCUUGCCAUAUUUGAAUUGGGACUUAGUGAUUAACAAUUUUAGUACAAUGUUUUAUUUUUAAGCUGUAUUUAUAGAUGUCCUCAUUCUGUUGCUUUUGUUAUUUGAGGUUACACAGAAUCAGGAGUUUUUCAACGAUAUAUUUGAUCAUGUGGCCACUUAAACAUGUACAACAAUUUUCGAUUUAUUCACAUGAAAAGAUAAAACUAUGUUCAUUUAAUCAGUAUCCACCUUAUUCACAUACUUUUUCUCAUUGUCAGUACAUAAAAGGCACAGACCAAUUUAAUUUUAAACAAUUCGUUGUAGUAAUUUUUGCCAACACUUUUUGCUACAUGACGAUCGAAACACGUUCUUUGGAGUGAGCGAGGAGGCACUAUUUGGUCUCGCGUGCAGUGAAUCUAAAGUUUGGAUUUCCUUUUGAAGUGAUUGAUAUAGAAUUAUUUACUGAAUAUAUUGUAUAAUUGUUAACUAUAUUUCGAUUAAGGAAUAUUACGCAAUGUUCAACACAGAUGGCAGCACUAACACAUGCGGUAUACAAACCACUCGUUGCUGUGGUUCACUUGUCAAUAUAAUUUUUCACGCUUUGGAAGGCUGUCAAUGCCAGAAUACGCUUUUUCACGUAGACUAAGAAAACUAUGGAUUUCGUCGUGUCUUUUAUUUCGCUCAUGCAAGUGAAAUGCUUAUUAAAAUUACACGAAAAGAAACAAGAACAGAAUAUAUUUUCCGACUUUAUAACGCUCAAUCUGUCACUUUGUGCAUGAUGUGCCAGGAAGUUGUAAAGGUUAUAUCUCACUUGACUACGGUAGAUCGUAGUCUUUCGUUUUAUCUAUGCUUUUACAUUUUAAUCUAGUGCUGCACUCUGGCGUGACAACAUUGCAGUAAUAUUCCCUACUGUCAGUGAAUAUAGCCGUGACACAACUCCGUUACAUCUCAGCUGUUGGCGGAAACAAAGCUGACGAUGACUUUUAGUAAACAUAUGUUUGUACUAAAAUAUGCAUUUAUGUUUUGUGAUAUUGCGCUUGUUCUACACUUGACAAGUCCGGACUCGGACACAGCAAUGACUAGAAAAUACAUUACCAUAAAUAUUACGUGUUGUUUUAUAAUAAUAACAAAAUAUUAAAUUUUA
Plodia interpunctella (Indianmeal moth) is the source of this 8153-nucleotide messenger RNA. Its product is annotated as phospholipid-transporting ATPase VD. The record is from RefSeq and is a predicted model, not a curated record. Gene Ontology annotation, cellular component: plasma membrane. NCBI's taxonomy places the organism in Eukaryota, Metazoa, Arthropoda, Insecta, Lepidoptera, Pyralidae. The transcript has 16 exons. Bases 381 to 4430 code for a protein of 1349 amino acids. Gene Ontology annotation, biological process: phospholipid translocation. Gene Ontology annotation, molecular function: magnesium ion binding; ATP binding; ATP hydrolysis activity.